UAAUAUACACUUAAGUUGCUAUUUGACUAAUAAAUUAGUCAUGAGUCGCAGUAAGCCCUGGCCAAUCUCAAGCCCGCAGAAAGAAAUUUUGAAAAUGGCCGCCGACUUUGCUAACCAAAUUCGUGUUGUUCGCGUCCAGCCAGUUGCCACCGUGAGAAGCAUUUUCGAGCGUCCAUGUUACGGCCCAGUCAUGGACUCGUAUGAUUACAGCAAGAAGUGGCUGGAGGCACAGAACUACCAACUGCGUGGUUUUGUGGAUGGCUUCCUGGAAAUGUCGGAGGGCCGUGAUGCCGAGCUCGUGCCCGUCAACAGCCCCGCUUCAAACACAAAGGUGUCCCGAGCACUGCCCGCGGAUGUGGAGCUCUUCAACCAAGCCCUUAAGUCGUCGACGACCGCGCAAGCGGCUUGGGCAGAGCUGGACCCACAUACGCGCUGCACGCACCUAUACAACGUGGCACGCAGCUUGCAGAAGCACUUCACGAGCUUUGGCGAGAUGGAGAGCCUCCAGUCAGGCAAGGUUCUGCCCUUCAGCAUGGAGGAGGCUACACAGAUGGUGCGAUACUUGUACCACUGUGCCGGUGUUGCCAUGACUCUCAGCGAGCGAUUCCCGGCGUCCCGGCCAAAGGGUGUCGUCUUGGUGUUGGUGGAGGACGCCAGGGCAACCUGCCCCGUGUCUGCAUGGCGGGUUGGCGAGGUCUUGGCGGCUGGCAACUCGCUGCUCAUCGUCGUCAAGUCCGACUUCUGUCUGGCGCCCAUGCACUUUGCUGAAAUCGCUGUCUCUGGGGGGCUGCCCAGUGGACUGCUCAACGUGCUGAUCAUGCCGUCGGAGGGCAUCGAGGAGUUGCUGGAGACAGAUGGUAUUGGGCACGUGCACGUGGUGGCAUCGCAGAGCCGCUGCCGGGAGCUUCGCCGCCUGAUGGCCGAGCCCCUGGUGUCCUUCUCCAGCUACUGGGGCUGCGGACGGGCCGUGGCUGUGGUGCUCGAGGGCGCCGAUCUGCACGGAGCUGCUGCUGGCAUUGGCCAGUCCUUCGCCAACAGUGGUGGGAAGGGUGAAGCAUGCGGUGUGCAAGUGUUCGUCCAGGAGUGCGUGUAUGCCAAGUUCAUAGGGCUGCUGAGGAAGGAGCUGCAUCGCCUCCGUGUUGGUGCGCCCAACAACCGAACCAGCGACAUGAGUGUUGUCUUCCCGCAAGGCAUAUCCACGCCUCCGUCGCCACCGAAGAUUGCCUACACGGAGCUGCCUGAUGCUGAGCUUCUUUCUGCAGGUCAAGCAGACAAGCACCACUACCCGCCAAGGCCAGCACUGUUUGCGGACGUUGCACCGUCUUCACCAGUUGUGGUUGACUCGGUGGGUUGGCCACUGGUGUUGGUGACUCAGUUCCGCACAGCCAAGGAGUCGGUGACACUGGUAAACAGUGCAUUGCAUCAUUCGGAAGUGAGCUUGUGGACUGAGAAGCUGCCCGUUGCCUUGGAGCUUGCAGCUGCCUACAAAGCGACAACUGUCUUCGUCAAUGGGCAGGGACUCCGUGACGCUUCCGUUGAGUUUGGAUCGCGCGCUGGUGUCGCCUGCGGUGAGCGGGGCCUUCUUACGUUCAUCAGGCCAGCUGAGAGCCCGGCUCAGCUGUCCCGCUGCAAGAAGAACCUAGACGAAUUUGGAGCCAAGGUGCAGGAUGUGCCCAUGGGUCCAUUUGGCAACAUCGAGGAAGGGGGUGAGCUUACAACGUACAAGAUGUUCAUCGGUGGUCAGCAGACACGGCCAGUGUCCAACGCCUCCAACCCUGCCAGCAGCAACGACAGCAGGACAGUGGGCUACUUCCCUGAGGCGGGGCCCAAGGAUGUCAGAAAUGCCGUGGAAGCAGCGCUCGCAGGCUUUAAGACGUGGUCAUCCCGGUCGGCACACAGUCGAGCCCAGGUGCUGUUCUACCUGGCCGAGAACCUGCAGAUGCGGGCGGCCGAAAUGGCCAGCCUCAUACGCAACAUGACAGACCGACCCGAGACGGCGUGCAAAGCCGAAGUCGACGCCUGUGUUCGCCGACUGUUUUACUGGGCCGCCGCAUGUGACAAGGAUGCUGGUUCUGUCCGAAGCACGACCGUCAAGGGUACAGUGGUGCGCGUGAACGAGCCCGUGGGCGUGAUUGGCAUUGUCUGCGCGGAGGAGUCCUUCCUGCUGAGCAGCUUCGUGUCGGCCAUGGCGGCAGCCCUGGCAGCUGGCAACUCGGUCGUCGUGCUCGCCAGCACAGAGUGGCCACAGCCGGCGCUGCGCUUCUGUCAGAUCCUGCAGACGUCGGACGUACCGCCGGGUGUGGUCAACGUCCUGUCAAGCAAGGAGCAGUCGGUGGCGCUGCGCACACUUGUAGAGCACCACGACGUCGGUGCCGUCUGGUACUUCGGACAGGAGAGUGACGCGGCGGCAUUCCUCGAAUAUGCGGGGGCGCACAAUGACAAGCGCAGCUGGGUGUUCCCCAUGCAAGACUGCAGCGACCAGGACCGCCACUGGAUGGGCUGGCAGGUCACCCAGCACACGACGAUGCCCAAGAGCAUCUGGCUGCCGUUUGGCGAUACGUUCGCCAACUGAUGGCGAGGACCAUUGGUGGUUGCCAGCACUGCCAUGGGAGACCUUGACCAGGAUGGCUUCGUUUACACGAACUUGACGGCGUGUCAAGUCAAAAGUUGGUCUGAUCCAGACCGAUCGGACCUUGUUAUUGGGUGUUUUGCCCUGUAGUGAAGUAAUUCAACCAAACCCUCCCAGGAAAUCUGACCCAGCUCUACCCAACACACUCUGUCUGACCCAAUGAGUGGAUUUCAGCCCAACAAGCUGACUCAACCCAACUUUGUUAUUUCCACGUAACCGUAGCUAGCAUCUAAUCUCCUACACGCUGUCAUUGAUGAGCCUGUUUAGUUCUUGUUCUGUAUCUUUUUUUUUUUCAAGAGAGAUCAUCACUCAUGCUUAGCUAGUUUACACUAUGCCUUUGUUGUUUUUUAUUUUUAUGCCCUUAAGCCUUCCUUUCUGUAUUAUUGAUGCAGAUAUACCUUGCCGGUGGUCUUAUCAACUUUGAGCCAUUUAGGUGAGAGCAUUUCAUAUGGAAGGCCUAAUUUAGGUUUCACCCUAGUAUUAUUUUGUGGAGACUUCUUAUGGCCACCCUUUGUGAUGCAACUUCAAGCGUCAUUUCGUAUGACCCUUGCGAACCUCUUGUGUGCCGUUGCAAACACCCAUAAUGGUUCACUGUGCCUUUCUUGCCGUUGUGCCUUGUUCCCGGGCAUAGUGACUGAACAUGACUGUUCUGACACAACUCUGAACCAUGUUAGAACAAACUCCCUCUAUGUUGAACACCGGCUUUGGAAAUUCAAGUUAUGAACUUGGAAAUCUAUAGGUCUUACCAAGUUUGGCUUAAUGCAACAAGUCUGUGGGAAAUGGAACAAAUUAACAUGUUAUCCAGCUUACUGGAUAACAUGUCCUAAAUUUGUUUGUCCUAAAUGGUAUCUUGUAACAUAUUAGAGAGCUUUCAAAAUAGUGCACCCAAAGCCCUUCGCCCUGUUUGCAUUCUUUUGUACACCUUUAUGUGUUCUUUUGUACAACUGGCAGUUCGCAUCCCCUAACAUUGGCGGUGCAGAACCUUAAGCUCCCUAUUUUUAAAAAAAGUGCAGAAUUCAUCUGUUACUAAAGGGAAAUUACCUUGCAAAACUUAUCUAGAAAAAUUUUUUUUAAAUGUGCCUUACACAAACAGUUAUUGGCAAUGCUAUGCUGCCACUGCUACACCUUUGUGGUUAUCCCUGCUUUUUCGUUGUUCAGGCUAUGCUCAAAGCUUGUGCCAGCGCAAAGCAAUGGCCGCCACUGUUCCACCCAUCAUCGCUGCAGGCUUUAAUACCCUCAUGGUCACUUGUGUUUGGCCUGUUCUAACACCUGAUCUCAGAGGCCAUAGUAUCAACGCAUUGUGGUAUUGUACUGUGGCACCAGAUGGUGCCACUGCUCAAUGAGUCUCGAAAUUUCUCCAUUUUUAGACCUCUUGGAGACACUGUUCACUCGUGGCAUCUAGAGAAACCUGGCCAAUGACCUUACUGUUUAUCUGUGCAUAAGAGUUAUCUUAAACAGGGUUGGGAACUCGAAGAAGCUGGCAGUCUUUGAACAAAACUGAAAUCAGGAGUCUGGCAAAAUUUUAUCUGAUCAGUGCUGACCAGAAUGACGAAAUUGUCGAAAAAUUGCCGUUUCACACGAACAAGGCAGUGGUCACUUUCCCGCGAACACAGGAAUAAUAUUUGGCUGAGCAGUUUGUGAGGCCACAUUGCCUGACAACUUGGCAGGUUUGCUUACCAUAUUCAAAACAUGUACUGCAGUAUUUUGAAGAACUGUCGGUUUCCUCACACCCUCCCAAGCUAGAGAAACAAGGGAUUGAAGAAGUUGAGUGUAACAGGCUGGACUGUUGCUCAAGGUAUUCCUUCCCAAAGUACAGUUUGAGAUUGCAGUCAGAACUUAGCGCAGCUAGCUGUUUCACAGUAUCUGUACAACUUUGGUGCUGUCCACUUAUAGCAUUCCAUCAUUGCAUCUACAGUGCGACUGUUCGCAGUGCUAAAGGAGCACAGAGUGACAUGAGAUGUGAAUGUCAUUUCUGGUUAUCGUGGAAGCUUGUCACUGUAUUCGCCCAUGUAAUAUAAUGUCCGCGUUAGUUCAUCAAACUUGGACACCAUGGAGUUUAUUACAUCAUUGUACGCAUGUGCUGUUUGCAGGUGUGAGUAGUGUUGUUCAUGCUCAAGAGUACCACAAACCUUAUCCCCAGUUAACCAAAAUGUAGGUGAACAAUUUUAUUUUUUUGCGAACACAGCUGUUUUAAGCGUUCCUGUUUUUGAAGGUCUCAUUCCUGUAGCAGUAUUAUAUCGCUCUUUGCUACCUUUUAACUUCGUGUUAGUGUUUCAGUAAUAUUUCUAAUAUUUGCUGCCAUGUUGUCUGCGUAUGGUGCUAGCUUUUUACUGACUGUUCAUUUGUUCCUUUAUUAACCUUUUUCAUGUUAUAUUUUUAAUACCCUUUUGUAGUGUCUUGUAGCAUAUGUAGCAUGAAUGAUAGCUAGCCAGAGAAGCAUGCUAAGGACUUCAUCUGUACCUGUUGUGUAUUCGUUAGCAGUUAAUAGCCAUUUGUGCUUGGAACAAGAAAGGAAUGAGUUGGUCUUUUGUUGCAUAUGUAUUGCUUACACCUCCAGAUGUAUGCUUACUCGUUGAAGAACUGUUUGAUGAGAGACUAUUAUCAUCAGUUUUUCUGGGACCUGACUGUGCACAUAGGUUGGACGAAGAACAUUUCUAUUUUUAAGAAAACGUUGUGAAGCGUGGGUCAUGAGGUGGCUCAUGGUCUUCAAGUGUUGUUUGACAGUACUUAGACAAAUGUUGUUGUUUGGGCAUUGUUUGUGCGUUGUAAUAAAAAUUUAACAAGCCUGACA
Molecule: messenger RNA, 5420 nt
Organism: Dermacentor silvarum
Lineage: Eukaryota; Metazoa; Arthropoda; Arachnida; Ixodida; Ixodidae
Product: aldehyde dehydrogenase family 16 member A1
Exons: 13
Coding region: 41-2572 (843 amino acids)
Molecular function (GO): oxidoreductase activity, acting on the aldehyde or oxo group of donors, NAD or NADP as acceptor
Source: RefSeq, a predicted model, not a curated record